CCCCCCCCCCCCCCCCCCCACAUUCUGGAGCUGGGAAGCCGUUUGAGGACGCUGUCAAGUUCCUCUGCUGCAUUUAUUUCUUCAUCCAAAACUGUCUCCUGCGCGGCCAGUCAUCGCCUUUUCUUGCAGAAGAGCCGACUUUCUUGGAGAAUCAGCUUCUGGGCAUCUGAUUCCUGACGGUUCUGGAGGUGGGGUCGUCUUGUUCUUGGGACCCGGAGAGCCGGCGGGGUGUGGGGUCGGAGUUGUUGGCCGGGAACGUGAUGAAGUAAGGAGACUGCUGCUCUGUUUGGGUUGUUGGCUUCAAGGAAUCAUCAUGGGCCGGAGGAAGAAGAGUGGUUUUAGCGUUGAAGAGGCGAUACGGUUCUUGAACUACUUGAAAGUUGAGAAGCCUCUUUUCCCGCUUCUGAUCUCUGUGAUAUUGCUGGGUUGGGCUGUUGAGAGGUGGGUCUUCUCCUUCUCCAACUGGGUCCCACUCGUCGUCGCGGUGUGGGCAACUAUUCAGUAUGGAAGUUAUCAGCGGCAGAUACUCGUGGAAGACUUGAACAAGAAGUGGAAGCGGGUCAUCCUACACACUUCGCCCUCAACUCCAUUGGAGCCCUGUGAAUGGCUAAAUAAGUUGUUGGUGGAAGUUUGGCCCGAAUUUAUGAACCCGAAGCUCGCCAUACGGUUCUCGUCCAUCGUUGAGAAACGUUUAAGGCACAGAAAAUCCCGGCUCAUCGAAAAGAUCGAGUUGCAAGAGUUUUCUCUAGGUUCUUGCCCCCCGAGCUUCGGUCUUCAGGGGACUCGCUGGGCAACUACAGGUGAUCAGAAAAUCUUGCGAAUGGGGUUUGACUGGGACACCAAUGAUAUGAGUAUUCUGUUGCAAGCUAAGCUCGCCAGGCCAUUAUACGGAACUGCUCGUAUCGUCAUAAACAGCCUUCACAUUAAAGGCGAACUUCUCGUGAUGCCAGUUUUAGAAGGGAAAGCUCUUUUAUACUCCUUCUUAUCUGUUCCCGAGGUUAGAAUAGGAGUUGCCUUCGGAAGUGGUGGAAGCCAAUCAUUACCCGCCACAGAACUCCCUGGAGUUUCUUCUUGGCUGGUCAAGAUUUUCACCGAGACCUUAGUUAAGACCAUGGUGGAACCUCGGAGACGAUGUUACUCACUACCUGCAGUCGAGUUGAAGAAAAAGGCAGUUGGUGGUAUCAUCUAUGUCAAGGUUGUUUCUGCAAGUAAACUUUCUCGAGGAAAUCUUAGAGGAAGCCCAUCAAGGAGCCAACAGAGCCUUUCUGCAGAUUGCCAUGCAGAAGAACACCUUAUUGAGGAGAGUAAGGAUCUGCAGACGUUCGUGGAGGUUGAGCUCGAAGAGCUAACAAGGAGGACUGACAUUAGGGUGGGAUCUGCUCCAAGGUGGGACUCCAUGUUCAAUAUGGUUUUGCAUGAGGACACGGGUGUUCUGAGGUUCCAUCUCUACGAGUGCACACCCAACAAUGUGAAGUAUGACUACCUUGCAAGCUGCCAAAUAAAGGUGAAAUACGUUGCAGAUGAUUCAACGUUUUUCUGGGCAAUUGGGCCUGAAUCAGGAAUAGUAGCCAAGCACUCUGAUUUUUGCGGAAAAGAGAUUGAGAUGGUGGUUCCCUUUGAAGGGGUCAAGUCAGGGGAGUUAACGGUGAGUCUCGUGUUGAAAGAAUGGCAAUUUUCUGACGGGUCGCAUAGCUUGGAAGGCUCGCGUAUUGCUCGGCAUUCUCUCAGUGGGUCGUCGAACCUGCUCUCAAGAACCGGAAGAAAAAUCAGCAUUACUGUUGUUGAAGGAAAUGAUCUGAUCGGAAAGGAUCGGAAUGGGAAGUGUCAACCAUAUGUUAAGUUGCAGUAUGGGAAGACUCUACAGAAGACAAGGACUGGACAUACUUCAAAUCCGACAUGGGGACAGAAGUUUGAAUUUGAUGAGAUAGGUGGUGGUGAAUACUUGAAGGUAAAAUGCUAUUCUGCAGAUAUGUUUGGCGAUGAGAGCAUUGGAAGCGCACGGGUAAACUUGGAAGGCUUGGUCGAAGGAUUGAUGAGGGAUGUGUGGGUCCCGCUCGAGAAAGUGAGUUCGGGUGAGCUCAGGCUUCAGAUCGAGGCAGUGCGAGUUGAUGACUACGAAGGAUCCAGGGGUUCGAUAAAUGGUUCCAGGAAUGGUUGGAUAGAGCUCGUCCUCAUUGAAGCAAAGGAUCUUGUUGCUGCAGAUCUUAGAGGAACGAGUGAUCCAUACGUUAGGGUCCACUACGGAAAUCUGAAGAAGAAAACAAAGGUUAUGUUCAAGACACUGCAUCCUCGUUGGCAUCAAACCUUAGAGUUCCCCGACAAUGGAAGUCCUCUUGAGCUGCACGUGAAGGACCACAACGCUCUGCUUCCGACAGCGAGUAUCGGAGACUGUGUCGUGGAGUAUCAGAGGUUGCCCCCAAACGAAAUGUUCGACAAAUGGAUACCCCUUCAGGGAGUUAAAAGGGGAGAGAUCCACGUCCAAAUUACACGAAAAAUUCCCGAACUGGAGAAGAAAACCAGUUUGGAUUCUGAACCAUCUAUAACUAAAUCGCACCAGAUCUCAAGUCAGAUGAAGCAGACGAUGGCCAAAUUCCACUCUCUGAUCGAAGAAGGAAAUCUCGAAGAGCUCUCCACAGUCACAAGUGAGAUGGAGAGCCUCGAGGACCUGCAGGAAGUGUACAUGAUGCAGCUCGAGACUGAACAGAUGUUGCUGCUCAACAAGAUCAAGGAACUUGGCCAAGAGAUGUUCAACUCAGCUUCACCUUCCUUGAGCAGGUCUUCCACCAGCUAAACUGAGGAAACCUAGUUAAUCUAUCGAAUUCUUUUAGAACCAUAGUUUGCUUGGAAAGGGCCAACUCCUGAGUCCUGAUCGGAACAUUUCAUACUGAUCAACAGACGAAUAAACAUUGUAGCAUACUGAUGAGUAACUCCCGUUGCCAUCCCAACCCAAGAUAUGCUUAUUGGUCUAUACAUAUUAACGAGUGGGAAUUGCCGAGGCAUUUGUACAAUUUAUGCCACGGAAACGAAUUUUUACCCACUGCUGUAAUUCAAAGAGUUCAAUUCAUCUA
This is a messenger RNA of Punica granatum (pomegranate), 3068 nucleotides long. NCBI's taxonomy places the organism in Eukaryota, Viridiplantae, Streptophyta, Magnoliopsida, Myrtales, Lythraceae. The record is from RefSeq and is a predicted model, not a curated record.